Molecule: messenger RNA, 2159 nt
Organism: Anastrepha obliqua
Lineage: Eukaryota; Metazoa; Arthropoda; Insecta; Diptera; Tephritidae
Product: WSCD family member CG9164
Exons: 7
Coding region: 410-1375 (321 amino acids)
Molecular function (GO): sulfotransferase activity
Source: RefSeq, a predicted model, not a curated record
GAAGUAAAACACGCUACAUACUUAGUUGUUCAUAUAUACAUAUGUGUGUAUAUACGUAUGCAUCCAAAAUCAAUGGCCAUACCUAUAAUGUACAUACAAAUGUAGAUAAUUUUGUUUGCAAAGUUUUCGGGACAAAGUGACGCCCUAUAAAUUCGUCAUGGCUUUCAUUACACAUGCAUAUCUAGAGGAAUGUAAGAAACAAUAUCUCGAGCGGCGUGAGAAGCGGCAUGUGAAGACAUAAAAUCAAUACCACGCUAAAUAAAUGAAAAAAAACAAGAAUUCAAAUAGUGAUAGUGCUUUUAAAUAUCUCUGAAAGAUAACUCUUUCUUUACGUUUUUGCUUUCGCCCAUAUACAUAUGAUAACUCCAAUCAUAAAAUAAAAAAAAAAUAGUAAUGAAAGAAAUGCGAUAUGGUAUUACAAAGCUGGCGUCUGUUCGGAGUUUCAGUAACUAUCAUUAUUUAUAUAUGCAGCGUGUUAUUUCUUUCUAUGAAUAGUACCCCUCGCUCAAAUCAAAGAAAUGGUCAGGCUGAAAGAUUUGCUGAGUUCGCCAAUUUUCGUAAUACGAGGUUUCGUGGUUUCACAUCCAGAACUAACAUACGCUGGUGUAAUGGCCUCAAGUAUCUUAAGACAAACCUUCCAAAUAACAUGAUCACAAUUAUAUCAACUCUCGGCAGUAAUAAAGCGGGCACUACAGAAACGAGUAAAAGUGAAACUGAAUAUCGAGUACCUGGGCUGACUGCAUUAGCAUCCUUUCCUGGAAGCGGUAACACUUGGCUUCGUUACUUAUUGCAACAAGCGACAGGAAUUCUAACUGGGAGUGUGUACAAGGAUUAUGGUUUACUGAAAACCGGAUUUCCCGCAGAAAAUAUUCGUAAUAACUCCGUAUUAUUAGUCAAAACUCAUGAGUUCGGUCCUAAUGCGUGGGAACCAUUUACUAAGGCCAUUUUACUUGUACGUGACCCAGAAAAAGCAAUUUUGGCAGAAUUUAAUAGACAAAGCGGGGGUCAUAUUGGAUUUGCAUCUCCCGAUCGCUACAAAAGAACUAGAGGAAAAUAUUGGACACAAUUCGUAUUAAAAAGCCUAAAAAUGUGGGAGGCUACUAACUUAAGUUGGGCACGAGACUUCUCAGGCAAUGUCAAGGUUGUGUUCUACGAGGACUUGGUCGGAGAUUUAGAAAAAACGUUGAGGGGAGUUCUAAACUAUAUAGAAUUUCCUAUUAACGAGAGUCUCUUGAGCUGUGCUUUGACGAGGAGAGAAGGUGUGUUCCGGAGAAAGAAACGAUUUCUAAAUUUUGAUCCAUUUACUCUAUCCAUGCGUUCUAUAAUUAAGCAGAAGAAACUAUCAGUAUAUAAAUACCUUGAGAAGCUUAAAUGAUGAGCUUCCACAAAUAAGCUGUAUUAUUUACAAGUACAUACCUAUUUGGCGCGCUUCAUGACCGCAUUGUAAUUUAUACUUAUAUAUACUCCUAAGUGUAUUCAUUAUAUGAUGAUUCUAAAGCAACCAUGGAAUAAAGUACCAUGGAGUCUGCUCAAAUUAUUAAUACGUACUUACAUAUUUUAAGCUCGCCAUUUUUUGAUUUGAUUUAUUCAAAUAGUUUUCUUUAUUUCUUUUGGAAGAUAUAUGUAAAUAGGUACUACAUAUGUAUACUUUGUAUGAUCAUAUAUAGUUAUGUAUUAGACCGGGGUGCUUUGUAUAAUAUACAAUUUUUCGAUGCGACAACGCGCCGCACACUGGGGAUUUAGCGGAAAAAAGUCAAAUUUGCAACAUACCACCUACGCAUUGUUUAAUGGUAUUUCUAAAUUCCAGAAUAGAACCAACAAUAAAAUCAAAAAGAAUUACUAAACUCCGACUUACAGUUUUUUUUAUAGAUAUGUCAAAAGUAUAAUUUUUUUAUAGUAUUGAACUGACUAAGAAAAAACUGCAAAGCCAAAGGUGGUUUUUUUUCCUUUUGCUUGAGCCGACUUCCAAUUUUUUAUUUUUGAUUUAGGGUAUGAUAUUUUUAUAUAUUUUAGCCGGAAGAACAAAGGCUGUGAAGCAUUUGAUUAUCUAUUUAUAAUUAAUUUUACGAAAAAAAAAAAAUAAUAAUAAAAAUAAUAGCGUCUCUUUUAGUUUUAAUCAAUUGCAGGUGCCACCAGGUGGCACUGAUUAUUUUUUGGCA